AAUAUCCCUUAUUCCGUCGAUCCGUGGAAAUGGUUAACGUUUGCUCACCCCUUCCACACCAUUCUCAACCGUCGCCCGCCAUUUUUCAGCUCGCGGAGAAGCCGUUAAAUCAUAUAUAACCUACCCCUGAACUCCGUCAUCCUGGUCUCUCACCCAUGGCGACACGCUGUCUCCAUCCUACCAAUCUCUUCUUCUCCCUCCUGCCCCAGUUCUUCCUCCAAAGCCCUAAACCCAUCUCUCUGAAGCCUCUUCAGCGUCGAACAUCUACGCUCAUCCGCUCUUCCUUAGCUGACCAAUCCCUCUCAGCGAAGCAAAACCUCCUAACACUCGUCUCAGACGAACAACGAGGCGUCAAAACCCUGAAAAGCCCUGAAAAGCGCUCGAAGAUCAUUGAAGCGAUCGAAGAGAUUGCUGUUUUAGGCAGUGACACAAUCACAACCGGAGCGACGCUUUCAGGGACGUGGAGGUUGCUCUGGACAACGGAGAAAGAGCAGCUCUUCAUAAUUGAGAAGGCGCCAUUUUUUGGUACUCAAGCGGGUGAUGUUUUGCAGGUUAUAGAUGCAGGGAAAUGUGUUCUACACAACGUAAUCACGUUUCCUCCAGAUGGGGUUUUCUUUGUUCGAUCCAACAUUGAAAUUGCAUCGCCACAGAGGGUGAAUUUUAGAUUUACAAGUGCCGUUUUACGAGGGAAGAAUUGGGAGUUUCCGCUGCCUCCAUUUGGGCAGGGAUGGUUUCUCCUGAAUUUAACACUGCAUGGCAAAUAUGGUUUCCAGAAAUCAACACUGCAUACUCCACAAGGGGAACUAGUAUCCUCACAGCCACAUAUUUGUAAUCACACAGUACACAUGUAUCUAGCUUUCAGCUUAUUUUAUGUCUAGCAUAAUUGUAUAGAAGUUAUCAUUGUUUACUUCUAGGAACUGAAGCUGUAUAUCCUAUAAGAGAAAGUAGAUCCAGGCCAUGUCUGGUUUCUUGGGAAGUGUCUGGUAUUUGGCACAUCAUUUAUCUAAAUCAUGCAAAUAUGUAAGAAUAAAAACAAACUAGCACAAAUACUGUCAUAAUAUGCACAUCCUCUAACCAUUGUUGAUAUACACAUAUUCCUCGAUUUCUAGUUGGA
Messenger RNA from Malania oleifera, 1114 nucleotides. Its product is annotated as probable plastid-lipid-associated protein 11, chloroplastic. The transcript has 3 exons. Bases 156 to 878 code for a protein of 240 amino acids. NCBI's taxonomy places the organism in Eukaryota, Viridiplantae, Streptophyta, Magnoliopsida, Santalales, Ximeniaceae. The record is from RefSeq and is a predicted model, not a curated record.